AUGCACGAAAUCGUGACUUUACAGUUCGGCAAGCAGAGCAACUACCUUGGCACUCACUUCUGGAAUACACAGGAGUCCUACUUCACAUAUCCACCUGAGCCCGAAUCGCCUGUCAACCAUGAUAUACUUUUCAGGCCAGGUAUUGCUCCGGAUGGAUCCGAUACUUUCACACCAAGGACGCUCAUAUACGACCUCAAGGGUGCUUUUGGCAGCAUGAGAAAAAUCAACGCGCUGUACGAGGCCGAAGACGACAGAAGCAUAUUAGACCAGAACGGAGUUUGGCCAUCCAAGCCCAUUGUUCAACGCGCAACCGAGACUAUCCCACAAUCUGCCUACCAGGAGCACCUUGAUGCCGGCCUGGAGCCUCCUCCACUCAGCACAUCAUCCGUCCGGUACUGGUCGGACUAUAGCCGUGUCUACUAUCAUCCGAAAUCCAUCGUUCAGCUGUCUGAGUUUGACGUCAACGACAAACUCAUGCCUUUUGAGAGCUGGGAUGUAGGCAUGGAACUUUUCGAGAAGCUUGAGAGAGAGGUUGAUCUAGUCGAUAGAGACCUACGGCCAUUUGUAGAAGAAUGCGAUGGUAUUCAGGGACUGCAGAUCUUCACGGGCGUGGACGACGCUUGGGGCGGCUGGGCAUCAGGUUGGCUCGAAAGAUUGAGGGACGAGUACGGAAAGAUGAGCAUUUGGACAUGGGGCUUAGGUGAUCAUGGCGCUAAUACAACGACUCCCAGAGAAAGGCGCUUGCAGCAGAUCGCUAAUUCCGCGCGAUCGCUCCAAGUACUCGGCGAGCAGUCAUCAGUAUACGUGCCAAUGUCCAACAGCCCUGCCAAACUACCAGGUUACUUGUCAUUAGACACCACUUCGUCCUGGCACAUUGCAGCUUUGCAAGUCUUAGGUCUGGAGAGCAUGACCAUAUCUUCACGACUAAGGGCAUCCUUGGGCGGACGAGGCACGCUCCAGGAUCUGGAAAACACCAUCAACAGUACCGGAAAACGACGCAUAGCGAAGCUUGAGAUGAGCUUUGCAGAUCCAGACGUCUUGGCAGACAAGGCCUCAGACAAAGCUGAGCAGGCAGAGAAAGUUGGUUCUAUGACAUCAAGGCAGACUAGUGAGGGCGACGAUCGACUAAGUAAUUUCGACAUCGAUACCUUCAGUCGUGAUUACAGGACGGCUACCAGAAACGGAAAGACAGAGCACGUUUUUGGAAGGGCAGAGGCUUCUCGUGGAGAGUGGGCCCUGCAUCAAGAUAAUGAACGUGAUCCUCAUGACAGGUUCGAUAGCGGACCAGCCUUGCAGAGAUUUGCUGCGCCACUACUAUUCCCUCUGCUUGACAGCUUUCCUCGGUCAAUAUUGGACGUAGGAUCUGGCCAUUCUACUAAGCUCGCUGUACAUACUGGACUCACGACAAGUACCGCUGUCGCUGAUCAGAUUCGGGCAGUCGAGCAGAUCGUUAAGCGAAUGGUGGGUAUCGAAGAGAAAGAAACGCUUUGUAAUGGUUUACAAGUACUUGCGGAGGAGUACGAUGAAGGCUGGGAUAGCGGCACAGAGAGUGAUGAAGAUGAUUAG
Alternaria atra is the source of this 1566-nucleotide messenger RNA. RefSeq lists its product as uncharacterized. The transcript is spliced from 4 exons. Lineage: Eukaryota; Fungi; Ascomycota; Dothideomycetes; Pleosporales; Pleosporaceae. The coding region runs from base 1 to 1566 and encodes 521 amino acids. Gene Ontology annotation, cellular component: cytoplasm. The record is from RefSeq and is a predicted model, not a curated record. Gene Ontology annotation, biological process: mitochondrion distribution.